Molecule: messenger RNA, 3852 nt
Organism: Coffea eugenioides
Lineage: Eukaryota; Viridiplantae; Streptophyta; Magnoliopsida; Gentianales; Rubiaceae
Exons: 2
Coding region: 1-3852 (1283 amino acids)
Molecular function (GO): nucleic acid binding; RNA-DNA hybrid ribonuclease activity
Source: RefSeq, a predicted model, not a curated record
AUGAAAGUUCUGGUGUGGAAUUGCCAAGGUGUUGGGAGCACCUUGACAAUUCCCCAUCUGAGGGAGGUCUCCAACCUCCUCUCCCCUAAUAUGCUGUUCUUAAGUGAAACAAAAAAUAGAGAAAGGUACAUGAAUACAGUAAGGGAGAAGUUGUUUUUUGAUAAUAGUUGUGUAGUAGAGUCUAUGAAUAGGUCGGGGGGCAUGGCAUUGAUGUGGAAAGAUGAAGUAAAAAUUAUAGAGAUUCUCAAAACUGCUUUUACUAUAGAAGCUCAGGUGGAAGAUUUUGAGACUAAGACAACAUGGUGGUUCAUUGGAAUAUACGCAAGCUGCGAUAAUCUGAUUAGGAAAAGCCAAUGGAAGGUGAUCCAGGAGAGGAAAAGGCUGUGGGGAGGGAAAUGGAUAAUAGCAGGAGACUUCAAUGAUAUCCUCUCAAAUGAGGAAAAAUACAAAGCCAGAGGAGAGGCAGAGGAAAAAAAAAGGUUUUUCUUUGACAGGAGAUGGCUGAAGAAAGAAGGUGUCCAGGAUGUGAUCAGAAAUGCAUGGGACCAAGUUUUUGAGGGAUCAAGAAUGUUCCGGAUCAAGUGCAAAAUCAGAAACUGCAGGAUUGAGUUAUUAAAGUGGAAGAACAACUCCAACUGUAAUGCCAAAAAGAAAAUUGAUCAGCUCAAAUCUCAGCUGGAGAAGCUUCAGUAUAAUACUCAUAUGGAAAGUAGAAGAGAAAUAGUGGACCUGAAAAAUCAAUUGAAGGUGGCGUACAAGGAGGAGGAACUGUUCUGGCACCAGAAAGCAAGAAUUAACUGGAUAAAGGAGGGGGAUAAAAACACUAAAUUCUUUCAUGCUCAUGUGAAGGGAAGGAGGAGGAGGAAUAGAAUGCUGAAUUUACAGAGAGAGGAUGGUUCCUGGACUGAGAAUGAACAGGAGUUGGGUAAGGAAGUUGCAGAUUUCUACAGACAGCUGUUCACUAGCAAGGGGAAUGGUAGUACUGAGGAGAUCCUUAGAGGCAUUCCACCCACCAUUACUGCGAGCAUGAAUGAUCAACUGACUAGAGGUGUGGAUGAAGAAGAAAUCAGAUCCGCUCUUUUUUCUAUGUCUCCUGACACUGCACCUGGUAUGGAUGGUAUGUCACCCAUUUUUUUCCAGAAAUUCUGGUGUAUUGUCAAAUAUGAUGUUAUCCAGGCUGUGCAAAGUUUUUUUCAUUCCAAUUCCUUGCCUAGAGCUCUGAAUCAUACUUUAAUCUCCCUUAUACCCAAAGUUAAAGAUCCUGUAAACCUGAAGCAUUAUAGGCCUAUUAGCUUGUGUAACGUUUUAUAUAAAGUGAUUUCCAAAAUAUUAGCUAAUAGGCUAAAAGGGGUGCUAAAUUUUUGCAUCAGUAAAACCCAAUCUGCUUUCAUUCCCGGUAGGCAAAUCUUAGACAAUGUCAUCAUAGCCCAUGAAUACUUGCAUUUUCUGAAAAACAAAAGAUAUGGGAAGGAGGGAUACAUGGCUGUUAAGCUAGACAUGUCUAAAGCUUACGAUAGAGUGGAGUGGAAAUUUUUGAGGGACAUAAUGCAAAAAAUGGGCUUUAGCAGUAGAUGGAUUAGAUGGAUCAUGAAAUGUGUUGAAUCUGUCUGUUACUCAUUCAAUAUAAAUGGUGAGGUGAAAGAGUUUGUUGUACCAGAAAGAGGCAUAAGACAGGGUGACCCCCUUUCUCCAUACCUCUUCCUACUGUGCUCAGAAGGAUUCUCAAACCUGCUGGACAGUGCUGAAGAGAACAAGCAGUUUACUGGGCUCAAAAUCAGUAGGAAUGGACCUAGACUAACACAUCUCUUUUUUGCAGAUGACUCAUUAAUAUUUUGUAAGGCAGACACCAAGCAUGCAGAGGAGCUAAGGAGGAUCCUGGAGGCCUAUGAAAGGAGCUCGGGACAGGUGAUCAACCUUGAGAAGUCUUCUGUCUUCUUCAGCAAAAACAUGGAACAUAGCAAAAAAAUAGAAGUAUGCUGCAGAUUGGGAAAUAUCCAAAUGGUCAACCAAGGCAAGUACCUGGGUCUUCCAAUGGUGAUAACAAGAACGAAGGACCAAAUCUUUGGUUUCAUCAGAGACAAUAUGAACAAGCAUUUGGGAAGCUGGAAGCAGAAGUUAUUAAGCCAAGCAGGGAAGGAGGUCUUAUUAAAAGCUGUGACUCAAGCAAUGCCUACAUAUGCUAUGUCAUGCUUCAAAUUGCCUCUGAAACUAUGCAAGGAACUGAGUGCAAUGAUGGCAAGGUACUGGUGGGGAGACAAUGAUGGAAAGGAUAAGAUGCAUUUAUGCUCAUGGAAGAGAAUAACUCAAGCAAAGAACCAGGGAGGACUUGGUUUCAAAGAUUUGGUCAACUUCAACAGAGCUUUGCUAGGCAAACAGAUAUGGAGAAUGCUUGUUAAUCCAAAUCUGCUUGCCUCCAAGGUCCUGAAAGCCAAAUACUAUCCUACUGGUUCCAUUUUCAAGAGCAAGUGCCCUCAGAAUGCUUCCUGGAUCUGGCAGAGCCUAAGGGGAGCUACGCAGCAGGUGGAGGAUGGCACCUGGAAGAAAAUUGGAAAUGGCCUUAGCACUGAUAUUUGGGAGGAUAAGUGGAUAGUAGGAAACAAAGAGGGAAGACCCUCAACAACUAAACCUCCAGAAUGCAAAGUGCAGAAAGUUCAGGACUUAAUCACUCAUAGGAGAUGGAAUAGAGUGGUAGUGCUCCGAACGUUCAAUGGAAGGGAUGCAGAAAAGAUCUUAAGCAUUCCCAUCAGUUUAGCAGGAAAGGAAGAUAGCAAUUUCUGGAUACAUUCUCCAACGGGGCAAUACACAGUGAACACGGGCUACAAGGUUCUAAUGAAAGAAAAGGAAAUCCGGGAAAGGAAUGGUUAUGAUGGAGCAGGUACAAGCCGACACAGUUCAUCAAAGCAGAUGUGGACUUGCCUUUGGAAAUUAAACAUCAAGCACAAACUGAAGACCUUCAUGUGGAAAUGCAUAAACAAUGCUCUCCCAGUCAAUGAAGUAAUCUUUAGUAGAACGCAAAAAGGAGAUCCCAUCUGUAAAGUCUGUGGGGAGGGGGUGGAAACUGUGGACCAUGCACUCUUGAACUGCAGACAGGCCAAGCAAGUAUGGCAGAUAGCUCCAGUGCAAUGGGAGGGGGCUAGGGAGAAACAAGGCUGUUUCAAGGACUGGUGGAAUGAAAUUGCAGGAGCCAGAUCUAGACAGGCUGGUGAUGAACAUCUGGGUCUAACGGUGAAUAUCUUAUGGCAAAUAUGGAAAAGUAGGAAUGAGUGGGAAUUCAACAACAACCAAAGGCAUGCCUUGAAAACAAUUCAGACAGCUCAAGAGGAGUGGAUAGAGUUUUGUGAAGUGUACAAAGACAAAGAGCAAUUGAGCACAGUAGAAACAGCUGCAAACCAGUUUCAAGGAGUAGAAGUAGAGGAUGCAGAGGUGGUCCAAGUGAAGAUUGCAGCUCUAAGGAACCCGAACAGUAAUGAGGUGGGAAUAGGGGUGACUGCUAUGUCAAAAGGAAAUGUGGUGGUGGCGGCUUGGGCAAUGCAUGAAAGAAGCUACAACUGUCCACAAUUGGACGAAGCUGAGGCUAUCAAGCUAGCUAUGAGUAAGUUAGCAGUCAAAGGCUGGAGGAAAGUCAUCAUACAGAGCUGCAACAAGCAACUCAUUCAGCAAAUCUGUUCCGGAAGAGCUUCCAAUAUCAAACUGAAUACUCUAGUUGAUGAUAUUCUAAGCCUGAAAGCUCUGUUUCGUAUGUGCUCGUUUUGUGCAAUUUCUAAAGUUGAUAAUCAUAUUAGCAUUAAAGUUGGAGACUAUGCAUUAGGCAUUAUUCAUGAUGAGGAAUGGUUCAAUCCUCUGUGCUGUUGA